Molecule: messenger RNA, 1420 nt
Organism: Suricata suricatta (meerkat)
Lineage: Eukaryota; Metazoa; Chordata; Mammalia; Carnivora; Herpestidae
Gene: GAPDHS
Product: glyceraldehyde-3-phosphate dehydrogenase, spermatogenic
Exons: 11
Coding region: 100-1341 (413 amino acids)
Biological process (GO): glucose metabolic process
Molecular function (GO): oxidoreductase activity, acting on the aldehyde or oxo group of donors, NAD or NADP as acceptor; NADP binding; NAD binding
Source: RefSeq, a predicted model, not a curated record
GCAAGGCGAGAAGCUCCGGCCCCAGUAGCUUGGGCGCCCCGCACCACCGUUAACAUCCCGCCGGGUGUCCGGGACCCCUAGGCCAUGAAACCUUAGGCCAUGUCGAAACGCGACAUCGUCCUCACCAAUGUCACCGUUGUCCAGCUACUGCGACAGCCAUGCCCGGUGACCAGACCACCACCCCCACCUGAGCCCAAGAUUGAGCCCCAGCCUGAGCCAGAGCCUGAGCCUGAGCCAGUCAAGGAGGAAGCGCCACCUCCUCCCCCUAAGAAGGUUCCUUUGGUCCGGAAGCUGACUGUGGGCAUCAACGGAUUCGGACGCAUCGGUCGCCUGGUGCUACGUGCCUGCGUGCAGAAGGGUGUUAAGGUGGUGGCAGUGAAUGACCCAUUCAUUGACCCAGAGUAUAUGGUGUACAUGUUUAAAUACGACUCCACCCAUGGCCGGUACAAGGGGACUGUGGAGUUGAGGAACGGACAGCUGGUCAUAGACAACCAGGAGAUCACCGUCUUCCAGUGCAAGCAGCCCAGAGACAUCCCCUGGAAGACUGUUGGGAGCCCCUUUGUGGUGGAGUCCACGGGUGUGUACCUGUCCUUAGAGGAAGCUUCGAAUCACAUAGAGGCAGGUGCCGCGCGCGUGGUAAUCUGCGCACCCUCACCGGACGCACCCAUGUUUGUCAUGGGGGUAAAUGAGACCAGCUAUAACCCUGGCUCCAUGAAAAUUGUCAGCAAUGCAUCCUGCACCACCAACUGCCUGGCCCCCCUUGCCAAGGUCAUCCAUGAGCGAUUUGGGAUCGUGGAAGGGCUGAUGACCACAAUUCACUCCUACACUGCCACCCAGAAGACAGUGGAUGGGCCGUCGAAGAAGGCCUGGAGAGAUGGACGGGGCGCCCACCAGAACAUCAUCCCAGCCUCCACAGGGGCUGCCAAGGCCGUGGGCAAAGUCAUCCCAGCCCUCAAAGGGAAGCUGACGGGAAUGGCGUUCCGGGUGCCAACCCCAGACGUAUCUGUUGUGGACCUGACCUGCCGCCUGGCCCAGCCUACCUCGUACCAGGCCAUCAAGGAUGCCAUAAAAGCAGCAGCCAAGGGGCCCUUGGCUGGCAUCCUUGCCUACACCGAGGAUGAGGUUGUCUCCACGGACUUUGUGAGCAAUACCCACUCGUCCAUCUUCGAUGCCAAAGCCGGCAUCGCUCUGAACGACAACUUCGUGAAGCUCAUUUCCUGGUACGACAACGAAUAUGGCUACAGUAACCGGGUGGUAGACCUGCUCCUCUACAUGUUCAGCCGAGACGGCCCUGUGAAGCAGGACGACCCCUCCUCUGCUCCCCUGGGCUUCAGCGCCUGAACCUGGACCUCCCUUUCCCGCCUCUCCCGGGGACGGAAGGCGCCGGUAGUGAAAUAAAAACGCAGAGUGCUCACUGUCA